Molecule: messenger RNA, 2223 nt
Organism: Cololabis saira (Pacific saury)
Lineage: Eukaryota; Metazoa; Chordata; Actinopteri; Beloniformes; Belonidae
Product: collagen alpha-1(I) chain-like
Exons: 11
Coding region: 1-2223 (740 amino acids)
Source: RefSeq, a predicted model, not a curated record
AUGUCGGAGCGGCCGCCCGCUCCGAGUCUCCGGGCGCUCCACCCUCCCGCGUGCGCGGGGUGGCGGGAGUCAUUGAACCCCCCUCCGUCCUCCGGGGGAGGACGGAGAGUUGGGUACCCGGAGGAGGCCGACGGGAGUUCCGAGACGGGGGGUCUCCCAGAGGAGGGAGACCCCCGCGACCAGUUGGACCGCCUUCUCCCCCUGGAGGGAGACGGCGGGAGGGAGCCUCGGAGGGGAUACGCCGGGAGCCAGCCGCGGACGAGGGAGGCGCUGCCGGCCCCCCGGUGGUCGGGGGGAGCAGCGCCGCAGAGGCGGGCCCGAAGGACGGAGGAGCCGCCCGACCGCGAGCCGGCCGUGAAGCCGGGAGCGGCGGGGGCCCUCCGAUGUCAGGCCGCGGUUGCCAAUCGGUCUGGAGGUGGUUCGGUGGGUGCGGGGUCGCAGCGGGACGCCCGGGGCCGAGGGGGAGCCCGGGGAGCGGACACAGGCGGCUGGAGGAAGCCUGGAGGCGUCACAGAAAAACCGGCGUUUCUGUCUCGAAAGCCGGCCAAAGUCACUCUGAAAUACUUCCCCAGCACUCUGAAAUAUUUCCAACGCCGGACACGGAGAGCCAGGGCCGGGCAGGGGGACCUGGGACCCGGCCCCACGGCCCCAGGAGACCCGGGACCCGGACCCAGGGGCCCCAGUUCUAACACCCAGCCCGCCAAACACUGCACUGAAACCGGCCAGGACCGGGUCCAGGUCCCGGUACGGGGCCCCAGUUCUAACACCCAGCCCGCCAAACACUGCACUGAAACCGGCCAGGACCGGGUCCAGGUCCCGGUACGGGGCCCCAGUUCUAACACCCAGCCCGCCAAACACUGCACUGAAACCGGCCAGGACCGGGUCCAGGUCCCGGUACGGGACCCCGGUUCUCACACCCAGCCCGCCAAACACUGCACUGAACCGGGCCAGGACCGGGUCCAGGUCCCGCACCCGCCAAACACUGCACUGAACCCGGCCAGGACCGGGGACAGCUCCCGGUACGGUUGGUACUUGGGCUUUCCCAUCACCUGCGGGACCUCCAGGGACCCCCAGUUCUCUCACCAGCACCCGCCAAACACCGCACUGAUCCCGGCCAGGACCGGGGACAGCUCCCGCUACGGGGACAUGUGCUCUCCAGGACCUCCAGGCAGCCCGGUUCUCUCGCAGACAGCCCGCCAAACACUGCACCGAUCCCGGCCAGGCCCGGGGACAGCUCCCGCUACGGGGACUUGGGCUCUCCAGGACCUCCAGGCAGAGCGGUUCUCUCGCAGACAGCCCGCCAAACACUGCACCGAUCCCGGCCAGGCCCGGGGACAGCUCCCGCUACGGGGACUUGGGCUCUCCAGGACCUCCAGGCAGCCCGGUUCUCUCGCAGACAGCCCGCCAAACACUGCACCGAUCCCGGCCAGGCCCGGGGACAGCUCCCGCUACGGGGACUUGGGCUCUCCAGGACCUCCAGGCAGCCCGGUUCUCUCGCAGACAGCCCGCCAAACACUGCACCGAUCCCGGCCAGGCCCGGGGACAGCUCCCGCUACGGGGACUUGGGCUCUCCAGGACCUCCAGGCAGCCCGGUUCUCUCGCAGACAGCCCGCCAAACACUGCACCGAUCCCGGCCAGGCCCGGGGACAGCUCCCGCUACGGGGACUUGGGCUCUCCAGGACCUCCAGGCAGAGCGGUUCUCUCGCAGACAGCCCGCCAAACACUGCACCGAUCCCGGCCAGGCCCGGGGACAGCUCCCGCUACGGGGACUUGGGCUCUCCAGGACCUCCAGGCAGCCCACCCACGGAGCUCUCCAUGGUUCUGGCGGAGCUCCGCACGCUUCUGACGCCUCUCCAGGGCUCUGAUGGAGCUCUGCAUGCCCAGGCCCAGGCCCAGGGCCGCCUGCACUCCCCCUGGAACACCCCGGACCCCGGCCUCCGGCCCGGGGACACCCCCUCCGGCCCGGAGACCCCCGCCAACACCCGGCGCACCGGCCGAGCCCGGGGACCCGCACUUAAGCACCCCUCCGACCGGCCUCGGCAGAGUGUUAGAGCCCAGCCCGCGUGCCUGGAGGGCCACGCCCCUGGUGUACCGCCCCAGUCAAACUCCCCACCUGCCACUGUCCUCGGAGCGGGUCGCGCCCGGCAGCGAGGCCGGGCGCUUGACGCCAGAAGCGAGAGCCCGCUGGGGGCUCGCCUCCCCGCCUCACCGGUGCCAGACUAG